AUGUUUCCGAGACUGAUGCAGGCUCCCCACGAAGGAAUUGCUGGUCAGGAAGAUAUGCAAGGUCACAGAGGAGACCCUUGCCUCGUUUUAACUUCCGAUCCCAAACCCCGUCUUCGCUGGACUGCUGACCUUCAUGAACGAUUUGUCGAUGCCGUCACUCAGCUUGGCGGUUCAUCUAAAGCUACGCCAAAGGCUAUUAUGCGGACAAUGAAUGUGAAGGGGCUGACCCUUUUUCAUUUGAAGAGUCAUCUGCAGAAAUACAGACUAGGUAAGCAAUCAGGGAAGGAAAUGGGCGAUGUAUCCAAGGAUGCUUCAUACCUUCUAGAAAGCCCUGGUACCGGCAAUUCUUCGCCAAAUUUGCCAACUUCUGAUUUAAAUGAGGGUUAUGAAGUCAAAGAGGCAUUAAGAGCACAGAUGGAAGUGCAAAGUAAAUUACAUGUGCAAGUUGAGGCCGAGAAGCACUUGCAGAUUCGCCAGGAUGCAGAGCGAAGAUAUAUGGCAAUGCUUGAGAGAGCUUGCAAGAUGCUUGCUGAUCAAUUUAUUGGAGGUUCAGUUACUGAUACAGACAGCCAUAAGUGUCAUGGAUUGGGGAAUAAGAACACAAAAGGUCCCUCCCUUGACCCACUUGGCUUCUACUCAUUACAAUCCACAGAUGUGGCUGGAGUUCAUGGUCCAGAAGAAGAAGUGCCGACUAGUAUCCAUACCCAAAGGGCUGAUUGCUCCACUGAAAGCUGCCUCACAUCACAUGAGAGUCCUGGAGGACUGACCUUGGAAGGAUCUCCUGGUGGCGGGAAAAAAAGAAUGUUGAGCUUGGACUCUGCAGCUGCAUCUUUAAUUUGGGGUGAAGCCAAGGUGAGAACCCAAGAGAUUAAUGUAGCCGCAGUCAAUCCUCAUGGUAUUGCUAGGUAUGGUAUGUAG
Molecule: messenger RNA, 918 nt
Organism: Prunus armeniaca (apricot)
Lineage: Eukaryota; Viridiplantae; Streptophyta; Magnoliopsida; Rosales; Rosaceae
Source: the annotation of a GenBank genome assembly